Messenger RNA from Silurus meridionalis, 3397 nucleotides. RefSeq names its product tumor protein D52 (gene tpd52). Gene Ontology annotation, biological process: B cell differentiation. The record is from RefSeq and is a predicted model, not a curated record. Lineage: Eukaryota; Metazoa; Chordata; Actinopteri; Siluriformes; Siluridae. The transcript is spliced from 7 exons. The coding region runs from base 190 to 900 and encodes 236 amino acids. Gene Ontology annotation, cellular component: cytoplasm.
ACGGAGGGGGAAGGGCAUGAAGCAGAGCCCAAUAGAAGAUAACGAUGCUUGUUCAGCCAAGACGCUCGUUCAGCUCGCAGUUUUGCUAGCUGUCGCAGAUGAUGCACAGCACAAAGCUAACUGAUUAGCACUCCUGACCUGUUUGCCAUAUGAUGCAGAAGCAGCUCAGGGGCACCUGAGAUAUCCAGGAUGGAUCCCAUGGAGGAUUACAAAUCUCCUUUCAGUUUUGAGGAAGGGCUCAACACCAGCUACCUUUACUUGUCCCCUAAAGAGAGCUUCACUCCACCCAGCUCCCCGGCACUGCCAUGCAGAGGUGCUCAGGCACUAGACUCCACCCCAGAAGUGGGGGAAGAUGCAGCGGGCAUGGUGCAGCCCGCCUCUGAUCCAACCCUUACUGAGGAGGAACAAGAGGAGCUUCGCACUGAACUGGUGAAGGUAGAGGAGGAAAUCCAGACUCUUACUCAAGUUCUGGCCUCCAAAGAGAAGCACUUGUCAGAGAUCAAGCAGAAGCUGGGUAUCACUCCAUUCAACGAGCUCAAGCAGAACCUGAGCCGAAGCUGGCAGGAAGUCACUACAUCCACAGCGUAUAGGAGGACCUCAGAAACACUGAGCCAAGCUGGACAGAAAGCCACAGCAGCAUUCUCUAGUGUGGGUUCAGCCAUCACCAAAAAGCUAGAGGACGUCAGUAUACGCUCCAUACAGCAAUCCACUAGCAUGCCUAUGAUGAGGAACACUCCUACCUUCAAGUCAUUCGAGGAGAAAGUGGAGAGUUUAAAGACCAAGGUGAGCCCCAGUGAAUCAUCUACUGAACUUGGGACCGAGUCAGAAUCGAUGCAGACUGAAGAGCCGGUGGUCAAGCAGCCAGAAGGAACGAGUGUUCUGGCACCAGAGGCACACUGAGGAACAGCGUCUACAUUUCACUCCACUCUUCCUAUUUGCCACCCUUCCACCCCUUCCACUUCUUCCUUCCUAUCAUCAUACAUAGCAAAACCGAUGCUCUGUGAUCAUUUUCUUUCCCUCAAACUAGUUAGGAAAGAAUGUGUUGGACACAAGAAUAUUAGAUAAGAGAAGCUUUACCAGCUUUCUAAAACCACUCACUUUCUCAAUUUUCGCACUACAUGGGUUCACGUUCCUCCAAAUUCCGUUAUAAUCUUGCGUAUGUUCGCACGAGUCUGGUAUCUUGAAUGUGCGGUAGGAGAACACUGGAGCUGAUCUCAGGUCAGUUGAAUGAAAUGAAUGAAGACUUAGGGCUUCACACAGUUUCUAUAUAAACUCCUGAUCAGUCUACUUGGUAUUUUUUCCCUCUAAACCCCCAAACCUCUAAAAAACUCCCCAAACAUGUAGUAUACACAUAAGACCAGUGUGCCCUUCAUGGGAUUAGUACAUAGUGGUUGAGGUCUAAACUGGUAGCCCAACCCACGGAUGACCUUUAUUUGCAGAUCUGCUUUAAGAGACAAAACUGCCAUUAGAAGGUCAACCAUAAAUUUUCAUACAGAUAAUGUACUCCUUUAAUUUCCCUCGAAAUAGAACUCAUAAAAUCGCACUUCGAGGCUGUUCUAAACGCUAUCUCAUACUUUUUAGCACCUCAUUACAACGUUUCUCCAAAAUACAUCUUUUUUUUCUUCUAUUGAAUGUUUUGCCUCUUGGUCUUUUAACAAUACAAAUGCCAAAAAAUAGUGUGAACAAUUUUCUGAACAAAAGCCUUAUCUGACAAUUUUUGUGUCAUUUAGAUUAAAUAAAAAAGAGCUGGAUUGCAGUCGCCAAAACUCUAUAGAAUGUAAAUAAAAAUAGGUUUCUCUAUAUUAACAAAUUGUUCUAAAAUAUUCCAAACGAUGAAAUUAGAAUUGUGUGGAAUUUCUUUUCUGUUCAGAUGUUCUAAUGAGGAGGUCCAUCGAAAGUAUUCGGCAACAUUAAACGAGUCCACGCGAAUUGAUUGAGGAACAUUUAUGGUUCCAGUUAUUUAAAUACUUAAUUAUGUAUUUAAAUACCAAGAACAAUUUAUACGUUGAAACAAAGCAUUGUGCUUAUUUGCAUGUAGCUCUUGUAGCUUCUCUGUUUCGAAUAAAGAAGAAUAAAACAGGGCAUUCCGUUAUGUCAGUAAAAGCGUGUUGAAUUUUGUAAUUUUCCUACUACAGCAUGUCCUCAAGCGUUUUAUUUCUCUUAUACUACAGCUCAUUUUUUAUUCAUGAAAGAACCAAACAUUUUUUUAUCCAUUUACACAUUUAUUUUAGUGUUUGUACAACAUGCUGGUUUAUUUUCUGUUAUUGCUGAUCUUAUACCAGCUUUUUUCCUCUGUUUAAACCUUAUAACACUGGAUAUGCAGCUUGUACUGAGAAGUGCACCGCUUUGAAAAUUUCACAUCUUAGAAUCUGUUACUACAGAAACUGUAACCAUGUUAACAAUAAAACCUUUUAAAUCCGUUUAUUUGGAUCAACUGUUAUACAAUUCCUCGUCUACGCUGUUACGAAAGAAACGAUAACGUAAUGAACGAGUGCCUUCAUAUAAAUGCGAUUUGUCCUGUCAGAGCUGCUGUAACAGAACUUCCAGUCCACUCAGCAUUAGGAAGUGAACUGACCUGAGUUGUGGUAGAAGCCGAUUCAUUUCACUAGAAUGCGUUCAUACAUUUGGCAAAUUGUCACGUUUCAAUUCCGAGGCCUUCGAGCAAACAUUCGCUGAUACAAGAGAAAACCAGGCUCUCAAUUUGAUCUCCUAGGUUUCUGGCUUGUUUUAAAAUGGAGCAAAUUUCCAUUCGGUUGUAUAUAAUCUAAUAAACAAGGCUUCAGAUUUACUCCAGGACUCAGCAAAUCCUCUUUUUACAUCAUGUCCGAGCCCUUAAUCCGCUUGCGUGUAAACGUGAUCUAUAAACUUUAUGGUGUAGGUGGCUCAGAUGGGUUAUUGUGUUCAGAACUUUUUGCUUUCUAAUGCUCUCAUUGUUGACUUUUUAUCUCUAAAUUGUAGCCCCACAGAAUCAAAAGAAAGAUUAAAUGAAUUAAAGAUCAAUCUCAGAAUAAAAGGCACUUCAUGGACAGGUUGGACUGAUCUUCUUGGCUUGUUCGACAUUCCUAACAUUUAUUUGAGUAUUUUUGUAUUGAAAAAGUACAAAAUAUCAGAUAAUGUGUAAUAAAGCAGAGGUUAUUAUAUAGUUAAUUCUUUAAUGCUUGAUGCUGGCAGGCUUUUUGUUUUUGUCUGUAACACUAAUGGCUUUUGUUUAGAAGCUGCUGUAUUGCAAAGUAGUGUUUAAAUGCAUAGAAACAUUAUUGUCAGUUCUUCUGUGUAAAAUUCAUGUGCAGUAGCAAUGAUAUUUUUCUAUGCGUCCCAGAAUAUAAUUUACUAAUGACUUUGUAGAACAGAUGACCUGUUAGAUAAAGUUACACCUAAUAAACCCUGUCCAUAGUUA